Messenger RNA from Epinephelus fuscoguttatus (brown-marbled grouper), 3844 nucleotides. RefSeq names its product cytochrome P450 2J2-like. Gene Ontology annotation, molecular function: iron ion binding; heme binding; oxidoreductase activity, acting on paired donors, with incorporation or reduction of molecular oxygen, reduced flavin or flavoprotein as one donor, and incorporation of one atom of oxygen. The transcript has 9 exons. The record is from RefSeq and is a predicted model, not a curated record. The coding region runs from base 112 to 1593 and encodes 493 amino acids. Gene Ontology annotation, biological process: xenobiotic metabolic process. NCBI's taxonomy places the organism in Eukaryota, Metazoa, Chordata, Actinopteri, Perciformes, Serranidae. Gene Ontology annotation, cellular component: cytoplasm; intracellular membrane-bounded organelle.
CUUUUUUUUGUCCAACUUCCCCCUCUCCUCAUCAGAUAACACCACAGGCACCACCAUCCUGUCUGCAGGAGCAAACUGAUUUCACAGAGAGCCUUCUGAAAUAUAUUCACAAUGAUUUUUCAGGCACUUUUUGAUUGUAUGGACUUCACCAGCUGGCUGUUGUUGGGUUUUACUGUGUUACUCCUCACAGAUUUGAUCAGAAACUGGAGGCCACACAGCUUUCCCCCUGGACCCUGGGCCGUGCCUUUUCUAGGAAACAUCUUUACAGGAGUCGACUACAAAACUAUGGAGAAGCUUGCUCAGGCGUACGGUCCAGUGUUCAGUUUGAGGAGAGGCGGCGAGAGGACGGUGUUUAUUUCAGGAUACAAGAUGGUCAAAGAGGCUCUUGUUAACCAGCUGGACAGCUUUGUUGACCGCCCCAUUGUCCCUCUCUUCCAUGUUAUCUUCAAGGGGAUUGGUAUAGCUUUGAGCAAUGGUUACCUGUGGAAGAAACAGAGGAAGUUUGCCAGCACUCACAUGCGUUACUUUGGAGAAGGCCACAGGUCCCUGGAAAAAUACAUUGAAGUGGAAAACAACUUCCUCUGUGAAGCUUUCAAAGAGGAGCAAGGCAAACCAUUCAACCCCCACUACACUGUAACAAAUGCAGUGAGUAACAUCAUCGCCUCUGUGGUCUUCGGACAUCGCUUCGAAUACAGUGAUCAAAGCUUUCGCAAGGUUCUGGAGUUGGAUAAUGACGCAAUUGUGCUUGCUGGCGCCUUUCAGACUCAGCUGUAUGAUGCCUUCCCUGGCUUGUUCAAAUACCUGCCAGGACCUCACCAGACUGUCUUCGCCAACUACACCAAGAUCUUGGCUUUCCUGAAAAAGGAAGUGAAGAAGCACCAGGAGGAGUGGAACCCAGACAACCCUCGUGAUUUUAUUGAUGUGUACCUGGCAGAGAUGGAGAAGAAAAAGGAGGACCCUGAGGCUGGCUUCAACAUCGAGACCCUUCUGAUUUGCACCCUCGACCUGAUUGAGGCUGGUACAGAAAGUAGUGCCAACACUUUACGCUGGGCCCUUGUGUACAUGAUGCACUACCCAGAGAUACAGGAGAAAGUCCAGGCAGAGAUAGACAGAGUGAUCGGACAGUCUCGUCAACCCACCAUGGCUGACAGACCCGACCUGCCUUACACCGACGCUGUCAUCCAUGAGACCCAAAGGAUGGGCAAUAUUGUUCCCCUGGGAUUCCCCAAAAUGGCCAGUAAAGACACCAAACUGGCAGGAUACUUUAUACCCAAAGGCACAGCUAUCAUUACAAUCCUUUCAUCCGUGCUGUUUGAUAAGAACGAGUGGGAGACUCCAGAUAUCUUCAAUCCCGAGCAUUUCUUGGAUUCAGAGGGACAGUUCCGCAGAAGAGACGCCUUCUUACCGUUUUCAGCAGGUAAACGUGUGUGUAUAGGAGAGCACCUGGCCAGAAUGGAGCUGUUCCUAAUGUUUACAUGUCUCCUCCAACACUUCACCUUCUCUCCUGUCCCUGGAGAGAUGCCCAGCAUUGAGGGAGUCAUGGGCUUUACACAUUCCCCCGUGGAGUUCAGGAUGCUAGCUGUGCCUCGCUAAUGUGCUCUCCACCUUUUCUCAUCCCAGCAUUAGCACAAAGCAUCAACGUUCUCCACCUUUAACUCUAAGAUCACAUAUUUGAUUUGCAACUGAAAACUAGUUUGCAUAACAUAUGAGCAUUAUGCACCACAAUAAAUGAAUAUAAAAACAAAGGAGAUCAUUAUGUCCAGGUCAGGGGAUAUUGUGAAGGAUUUAGGAGAAUAUAUUUUAUAUUUUUGAUAUAUAUUUUGUGUAUAAUCAUCUGAAAAUAAGAAUCAUUCUAUUUUCCUUACCUUAGAAUGAGCUUUUUAUAUUUACUACAGAAAGUAGUGUUGUGUUUCUGAAGUAGCCCAGGACAGACAAACCAAACACUGGCUUUAGAUAGGCCAUUUGCGUUUUUGCAUUGGCAAAGUUAGAAGCCCCUCUGAGGCGAGCAGCAUCAGAAAAACGCUGAUUUGUUUUACAUGAAAAUGCUUUAUUCAGCGUUUUUACUGGUUUAAAUCACCAGGUCUGUUUGUUUUGGAGAGGAGGAGACCUCUGCGGAUGAUUCAGCUAUUGGUAAAAACCUCCUGAACAAUGAACACUUAAAGGGAUAGUGCACCCAAAAAUGAAAAUGCAGCCAUUAUCUACUCACCCAUAUGCCGAGGGAGCCUCAGGUGAAGUUCCUCACAUCACUUGCGGAGAUCCAAGGGGAGAGGAGGUAGCAACACAACUCCACCUAAUGGAGGCUGACGGCGCCCCAGAUUCAAACGUCCAAAAACACAUAAUUGAAACCACAAAAUAUCUCCAUACUGCUCGUCCGUAGUGAUCCAAGUGUCCUGAAGCCCCGACAUAAAAAGUUGUUUGGAAAUAUGUCAUUUGAACUCUGUUUUUAACCUCAUUGUAGCCUGUAGCUCUGACUGCCUCUCUGUGCACCACGCACUUGCACGCAAGACCAGUGAAAGCACGUGAACACACAUGAAGGCGGUGCCCAUGUCUCAUGGUCUCGCGCAAGCGCACACACAUGAGCGCGGUGCCCAGAGAGGCAGUCAGAGCUACAGGCUACAGUGAGGCUAAAAACAGAGUUUAAAUGACGUUUUUCCAAACAACUUUUGAUGUCGGGGCUUCAGGACACUUGGAUCACUACGGAUGAGCAGUAUGGAGAUAUUUUCGGCCAAAGACGGCCAAACUUCUCCCAGGAGGAAACUGAUGUUUUGGUCCGGGAGGUCCAAGCUCACAGUGUCCGAAUAUACGGAACUGGGAGCAGACCUCCACGGGCUGAUGAUGCAAAGGUAGCCUGGGAGGAGGUCACCACAAUUGUAAAUCAAUGUUGCGUUUCUCUCGUGCACGCGCGCUCUCUCUUUCUCUCUCACUCUGUUUCUUUUCUUUUGACUUUUCUAAGAUGACAGAUGCUGAAUAUAUACUCCCUAUCUGAUGCUGUGGCUGUUUGUGGUUGGCUGAGAGGGAUGUGAUUAGUUUGCAGCUGUGUUAAUCAAAUCAGGUUGGGUUUCCAUUACGCCUGCCAAACGUGCCAAACGGUGCCAAUCCCCUUUGAUCUGACAUCAGAUGUGACGGGACAGUCGAUAUAGAGAUACAUUUAUGUGCUGAUUACAGAUAGUUGCAUUGAAUAGUGGUUUUUGUGGGUAUUUAUUGCAUCGUUAAUGUGCCUGAUAUUCUGGAAACCUGCCUGCGAGGUUUUGGUAACGUGUGCGCACUGUCCGCCGGUCAGCCAGACUUCAGCUUACACUGGCUGCGCUCCGCCUGCGCUGACAGUAGACCUGGUUUCAGCUGGCGAGCUUUUAGAGCACCUUCGAUGAAGCCUUUUGGCACGAAACUGUCACUGCGCAAUUGUAUUACAUAUUCAUAUAUCCAUUAGAUCAUAUCUGAUGUAUUAGCUCCACAUUAGUAAAGCAUGCCAUUAAAGAUGCAAAAUGUUCCCUCUUUGCUUCUGUAUGCAUCCUCACUGGAAAAAGAUCAAAUUUAUAAAGACAAGCCUCUUUGAUUUUGUCACUAGUGAAUGAAAACUGUAUUCUGCUGCAUGUACACGACCAUGUAUCUUCAUAUAAAGCCAUGCCUUGGUCAUUUUUACAGAUUCUUAACAAUGAAACAAAAGAAGUAUAACCAUUACACAAUAUACCACACAGUGCUCUGAUUUUACCUUUAACUGACGUGACAGUUGUCACUUUAUACCUGUAUUCUGUUAGCUCAAACUACCUCUUCAAAUAGGUAGUGGACAAAAGUUGUAAAUAUGAUUUUCUAAAUCUGUUUAAAUCAAUAAAUGAUUUUGGUUGUA